Molecule: messenger RNA, 1011 nt
Organism: Dracunculus medinensis (Guinea worm)
Lineage: Eukaryota; Metazoa; Nematoda; Chromadorea; Rhabditida; Dracunculidae
Source: the annotation of a GenBank genome assembly
AUGUUGAAAAGCGAUUUUUAUUAUUUCACAGCUGUUUCAAGUGUUAUAAUAUCCUUUAUAACGCUUUGUGCAUUAUUAUUAACAUUACCUAAGAUUCAUAUGGAAGCUGAAUACGAACGUGAAAAUAUAAUGCAAAAAUCUGAGCAGUUCAAGGCGAAGAUAAAUGAAGUUUGGAGCGAAAUGAAAAUCGCGACAUAUUUCCCAGCGGAAACAAUAUUGUUGCCGAGGAGAACGCGAUCACCUUGGAAUAUGAUUUGUUCGGGAUGCAUACAACUAAGCUGUCCCACUGGUCCUCCUGGUCUUGGAGGUCGACCUGGCCAAGACGGAUCACCCGGUAUGAGUGGGAACCCAGGAGCUCCUGGAGAUGAUGGUUUUGAUAUUGAAUUGGCUCCAGAAGAUGAUUUACCAUGCAUUAUUUGCCCUGCUGGUCCUCCAGGACAGAGGCUAGUUGGAUUAUACGAGAUUCUUUUCUUACAUUCUUAUAAAAAAACAAUUUAUACUAAUAAACAGUUUAUAUUUCAGUCCUAUUUCAGAGGCAUACAAGGUGAAAUUGGAAUGUCCGGUGAGCAAGGACCACAAGGAGAACAAGGACCAAGCGGUAUCACUGGAAGUGAUGGGGCAUCUGGUUUACCGGGGCCUCCAGGGCCGAGAGGCUUUAAGGGACAGGCUGGGCAAGCUGGGCCGCCCGGUGACACCGUGAUAGCUGGUGUUGGUGUAAAGGGAGCAAGAGGCCCGUCUGGCCCAGCCGGUCCUAAAGGUCCCACUGGUCCUCAUGGAAAAACUGCGAAACGGGCAGGGACACCAGGUAAACCAGGCACGAUCGGACCUAUUGGUCCAGUCGGAAAUGCAGGAAGAUUUGGCGAGGAAGGAUCGUGGGGACCACCAGGUCCUCCAGGAAUACCAGCCUCUUAUUGCAACUCAGAUUGUGGCCUACAGAAAGUGUAUGCACCGGCAUUCAUUGACGAACUCAUUCCGCAGAACCAGGACGAACCCUACCGAUAUCAACUGUAA